CGCGGGGCGCGUCCCGGGCGCGGCGGAGCGGCAGCAUGGAGGGCCGGGUGCCCUACGACGACUUCCCGGUGGUUUUCCUGCCGCCCUACGAGAGCCCGCCCGCCUGGGUGCCGCCGCACGAGCGCGUGUAUCACCCCGACUACAACAACGAGCUCACGCAGUUCCUGCCCCGCACCAUCGUGCUCAAGAAGCCGCCCGGGGCGCAGCUGGGCUUCAACAUCCGAGGAGGAAAAGCCUCGCAGUUGGGAAUCUUCAUCUCCAAGGUGAUUCCCGACUCGGAUGCUCACAGGGCCGGGCUGCAGGAGGGGGACCAGGUGCUCUCGGUGAACGAUGUGGAUUUCCAGGAUAUUGAGCACAGCAAGGCCGUGGAGAUCCUGAAGACGGCGCGGGAGAUCACAAUGCGCGUCCGGUACUUCCCCUACAGCACCACAUCAGGAUAAUGAGGCCGGGCUUCAUCUGCCCACGCAGGAGAACUCAGAGAGCAGGAAGAUUACCAGCGGCAGAAGGAACGGACAGUUCACUAACAGGGAGCUUCAUCCUGCCAAAACCUCUCCACUCCUUUUUCCCAGCGUCUGAGAUGACUCCUCACGUUUCAGCUUUCACUGGAGGCACCACUGGCCUGCACAGGAUCAACUCUUUCCCACAGGGGGAGAUGCCCAGGGGCUCAUUUGGCUGGAAGAUGGAUGGGGAUUGAGGCUGUGCUCCUGGGAAUGGGUGUUGGGAAAAGCUGGUGUGAGGUGGGUCCUAGGGGGCAGCUGCUCCAGCAGGAUCCAGAUUUUAGCAAGACUUUAAUUAAGUGAGCUCUGGGCUGGUUCUGGAUCCCUUGAUCCUGGAUCCCUGGUUGUUGAGCACUCCUGAGCAGAGCACAGGCAUUGUUCCACUCUCUUGUGCCAUGGAAUUCUUCCCUUCUCCUCUGUCCCAGCUCUGCUCUGCAUUGCUGGGUUUGCUGGCAACUCCAGGAGUAAAAUUCAGCCCCAGUUUGUGCACAGCCCUGGCUGUUUGUGCCUCUUUGCUGAUAAAACCCCCACAGUAUAGGACUGGGAGUCUGGAAAUAUUAAUUACCAAGGAAAUUAUCAGCAAAUCCAGGGGCAAAUGCCUGGUGGGAUAACGUUGUAAUGGCUUCAGGACAGCCCUGGUUCUGACCUUCUCUUCCUUGUGGUGUUUUUCACUUUUUCUGUAAAAACAAUCAAUAAAUCAAGUACAGCAGCCCGA
Molecule: messenger RNA, 1212 nt
Organism: Lonchura striata (white-rumped munia)
Lineage: Eukaryota; Metazoa; Chordata; Aves; Passeriformes; Estrildidae
Source: RefSeq, a predicted model, not a curated record